Molecule: messenger RNA, 761 nt
Organism: Oryza sativa Japonica Group (Japanese rice)
Lineage: Eukaryota; Viridiplantae; Streptophyta; Magnoliopsida; Poales; Poaceae
Product: non-classical arabinogalactan protein 30
Source: RefSeq, a predicted model, not a curated record
UCGAGCACCAAGCUAGCUCCAAGCAAUGGCUGCCUUCCAGCUUCCUCUCGCGAUCCUCGUGUCCCUCCUGGCCGUCGGCGCCACUGCCAACAACGGCUACACAACACCAUCACCGCCGCCGCCGCAGCAGCAGUACACCCCGCCGCCGCCGGCCCACAGUGACAAGUUGCUGGUGAGGGUGGAGGGCAUGGUGUACUGCCAGAGCUGCGCGUACCGGAACACGCAUAGCCUCAACGGCGCGAUGCCGCUGCCCAAGGCGGAGGUGUCCGUUACCUGCCACGACGUCAAGAAUCAUGUCAUGGAGUGCAAGCGGGCCAUCGCCGACGAGAGCGGCUACUUCCAGACGGAGCUCGGCGUGACCAAAGUCUCUGACUUCUUCAUGGGCGAUCCGAGCAAGGCAUGCCACGUGCGACUUCAGGCGUCGCCGGAGUUCAAGUGCAACAACCCCACAAACAUCAAUUACUCCAGCAUCGAGGGCGCGUCGCUCCGUGAUGAGGGCAAACGGUGGACUGGCGAGGGCUACGAUAACGUCAUGUAUGCCGCUGGCCCGCUCGCCUUCCGGCCAGCGAUCUGCCCUCCCAAGCAUUAAGAGGCGCCCCGUGCAUGUGCCUACGUCUGUGGCGUUUACACGUGCGCUUUUCGUUAAUAUGGGAGGCACUGAAUUCUCAAUUUGGAUUGUGGAUAAUGUUUCUUUUGUGUUUCUGUUUUAAUUAUUGUUGCUCUUGUGUGAUAUUUGUGGUAAAUUUGUUCUGAUUUUAUUA